UUCGCAUGUGCCCGCGCGACGUCGACGACGACAGUGCAGUGCUUCUGCUUCAGCGCAACGUGUUCAGCGUCGCGACCGUCCGGCAAACGCAGUCGUUAGGUCCGUGUGCGUCCGUUCCUUAUCCGGUUUCCGCGCCGCCGUGUGCCCAAAACAUCCGAUUUUGAUUCACGAUCGCCGUUCGGUUCCACCGAUUAAAAUAUAUCAUUAUAUUGUGCGAGUGAAAUUGAAAACCGCGCCGCUCGUGACCGUGAAAGGACUACCUACGAUGAUGGCCUGUGAUGCCAUCGACACAUGACCCGGGGACACGAUUAUACUACCAUCGCGACGAGCUACACCAGAGGAAUAAUGAUCCCCGUUCGCGUGAGCUGCAGAAAAAGGAUCUGCGUGUGAUUUAGUGAGACCGGCGUGAUGAUCACAGAAAUGACGACUAGCUCCGUACUGCCUACUGGGGGCGGCAAGAUAAAACGUCCGAGUUUCAAAUCCCGUGGCGGUGCUGGACCGCACAUCAACCGAACAGGGAGCUUCAAGGGCUACCAAACGAUCCGGGUGUCGGUGCCGUCCACCAUGGUCGCCGAGCUGGCGUCAAAGUUCAACGCGGUGGUGGUGGACGCCAACCAGGGGGACUCGAUGCAGGCAAUCAUGAAAAAAGUAAACAAAACGCUAGCCAAAGGCUCUACAGCCAGGACAAAGGUCACUACAGUGCGGGAAAAGGGCGUCGUGGUACGGGCCACGGUCGAGAAGUUCGAGUCGACCUCGCAAAAGAAGCGUUGUAUCAACCAGAUGGUCGUAGUGCGGACCAACUCGAACCAGCGGAUGGCCACGGAACGUCCUACUGCCAUAAAACAGCCGACAGCUGUAGAACAUCCCACUGCCAUACAACAGCCGACUACUGUAGAACAACAAAAAGUCGCAGAUCAUCUAACUACCGUGGAACAUCAUAUCGCCAUACAACAGCCGACUGUCGUAGAAGAGCGAAACAUCUUAGAUCAUCUGACUGGCGUGGAACAGCAAAUCACUAUGCUACAUCCCACUGCUACAAAAAAUCCCGCAGCCGAACAGCAGAAGACUAUUAACCAGCGGACGUCGUCGUCCGUAGUGAAAAAGCUCUUAGUGCAGUUCGAAAACGGUAAAAAACCGUCGAAACCCAGUGUUCUGGGACCUAAGCCAAUCGUUACGACUCGUAGUAUUAGGCGAAACGAACGGAGGCCACCGAUGCAAAAGGACACGACCGUCACGGUGGACAGACAUUUGUUGAACAAAGACAAACGGUUAUCGAUUGCCAGAGAUCCCGAUGCUCAGUUAGAGAGUGUUUUAAACGUGAUGCCCCCGCCAAAAAACCUGCAGCACCCUAUGAGAAGGGAGCAAUCACCACCACGAGAAGACUUGAACCAACAGCAGCCAACGGAAAGGGAGCGAUCGCCUCCACGAGAAGACUUGAACCAACAGCAGCCAACGGAAAGGGAGCGAUCGCCUCCACGAGAAGAUUUGAAGCAGCAGCAGCCAACAGAGGUGAUAGCUCCGGCCAAGUCACCACCACCGCUUCCGCUGAAACCGAACUGUUCAUUUCUGCAUGGUUGGAAACGGCCGACGACUUUGACGACAACCGCCGCUGCUUCCACCACCCCCACUACAAAUACCCCCGCUACAACCACUUCCACUAUAAGCACCUCCACUACAACCAACCCCACUACAACUAUCCCCGUUACAACUACCUCUACUACAACUACCCUCACCACAACCACCCCUGCCUACAAUAAAGGUGGACGACAUAGCGUCGGUGAGAUACAAUCAUCGCAACUGCCGUCGUCUCUAGUCGCCGCGUCCCCCACUCAUUCCGUGAUCGCGUCCCUAGCUGAAGCUACCCUCACCGCGACUGGCUUCGCCACGGACACCACUGCUCUCACCGCUGACACCACUACCGAAAUCGGUUCACACAACUACAAUUACAUCGUCGGCGAAGAAUCCAUCUAUGAGGAACUACGCUACAUACGACUAACGUCAACCGACUCUGGUACCCACACAACAGAAGCGCCGAAUGUCGUGUUGGAGAGUCCGUAUGUCGUAUUGGAGAGUCCGUACGAUCACUACUCCACCAUUGAUGGUGGCGAGCAAAAUAUAUACGACGUUGUUACGACCGCCACGACCGCCUACGAAGACACUAGCUACGAGACGGUCCAACCACCGUUGCCCCCGCUACCGACGCCACCGGUCAUUUCCGUCACAGUUGUCGACGCGUCACCGCAACAACUUCCGGUCGACAGCGAUAGUGACGAAAACGGCCACCAAGAGAAAAAAGAGAUGUUUGAUAAUUCGGUGGAAAUUGACAACAGCAUUUAUGGAAUCAAUCCUCCGUCGGAAUCCACUUCAUCCGGUGUCACAUCGGAUAGCGUCAGUGUGGACAGAAACAGUAAAUUUGACGAGGAUGAUGGUUGGGUGGAUGUUCCUUCCUCUGAAGAAAUUAUUUUAAUACCGUAUCCUUCCAAUAGAUUUCGUCAAAAGCCAAAGACAAAGAAGUCAAAUUCAAAACCAUUUUCAAAACUAAUUCAUGGGCUCUUGUAUAAAGAUCAAAAUAUUGGGAAUACUGUAAACCAAGAAAUACCGGAGAAUAUCUAUGUUUUCGAUUCAUUUAGCUCAGAUUCCUCUGACGAUGACGGAGAAAAUGUCAAAAGGGUACCAGAAUAUCCUUGUAAAGAUCGAGUUUUGCCAGCCCCACCAAGUGGUCAACGAAAUUACGGACUUGGCCCACUGGUCAAUAAAGCCAGGAAACGAUUUAAAAAAGGGUGGUCAUUUGGAUCACUUAAAUCACUUGGAAAAAAUCAGAUAGGAAAAUUAAGUCAAGGAAAUUUAACGAAUGAAUUUGACAAUAGAACAUAUGAGAGCACAUCAGAUAAAAGUAUUGACAAAAGUUUAAAUUCAUUGGCGAAUAGUAAUAGUCCGUCGUCAUCUGUUUUCUAUAUUCCCAUAUAUAAACAUAUUAUAGAUAAUGGUAACAUUCGGCCUGUAAGAAUUAGAAGCAAACCACCAUCGUCUAUUGAUUCGAGACGUCUAAGUGUAGCUGUAGCAAGACCAAGUUCACCACCACCUCCUCCACCAGUAAAACGACAUUCAACUGGAAACACCACGUAUGGUUCGUUGCCCCGUUCAAUUUACAAUUCUAAAGGAAGGCCAAGCAAUUCAUUGGACAAGAGUAGCACUGAAUCAGCAUCUGAGAAUGGUUCAAACCAAGGUUCUGAUUUGUACAUGCGAUUUGCCGAUGAACCAUUGUAUCAGUUUUAUGCCGCUGAUAUAUCUGAAAGGACAAAAAGUGUUUUUGCUGGUGACAUGAUGGAAGAUUGUGAUGGUUAUGAAGAAAUUAGUUCAAUCACAAGUAGGCCAUCAGCUCUAGAGCUUAUAACACCUUGUACAUCUGGUCAUGGACAACAUAGAUCUUUAUGGUGUGAAGUUCCAGAAGUAAAAAAUAGUGGCAUUAUAGACUCGUUAAUACCAAGAGAGCGAAAGUUACAAGAAGCCAAGUUUGAAUUAAUAACUUCUGAAGCAUCUUAUUUUAAAUCUCUAACUGUCCUAGAGAAACAUUUCAUAAAUAGUCAUUCAAUGAACGAUAAUACAAUAUUAAGUAAAAAAGAUCAAAAGAUUCUAUUUGGAAAUGUUAAUACAGUACGAAAAUGUUCUGAAAAAUUACUGGCGGCAUUAGAAAAAUGUUGGCAAGACAACAUACUGCUUAGUGGACUUAGCGAAAUUUUAUACACACAUUCUAAAGAAAACUUUGACAUUUUUGUAAAAUAUUGCUCAAAUCAAAUUUAUAUAGAUCGCACUUUAAAGUGCUUAAGAGAGAAUCAAAAAUUCAAUGAAGCUUUACAAAGACUGGAAUCAGAUCCAAAGUGCCAAUCGCUCUCUCUUCAUUCGUUCCUAAUGUUACCUAUGCAAAGAAUAACUAGAUUACCUCUACUCGUUGAUGCUAUUUUGUCACAAAUGGAUUCAAAAGAAAAUUCUUUGGAAUAUCAAAUGUGUGAAUUGACUUUAGCUUCUUUAAAUACUAUUGUACAAAACUGCAAUGAAAGUACUAGAAAAUUAGAACGUUAUGAAGAAAUGUUGUUACUUAGUCAACAAUUAGAAUUUUCUAGUAAAAAAGAAAUGAAAGCUAUGUCAGUAGCUUCUAGUUCACGCUGGUUAGUUCGUUCUGGUUCUAUGUUGCAUUUGACUGUUCCCGAUGGAAAAUUAACAUUUAGCCGAAAAAUGAUACGACCAACUAAACUUUACUUCUUCCUAUUCAACGAUAUGUUUUUCAUAGCAAAACGCAAAAGUGACGGGAACUAUACAGUGGUGGAUUACUGUGCAAGAAAUUUUGUAGAAAUGGAACAUACUACGGAAUCAGUACUUACUUCAUCCUAUAAGAAUCUUUUGAAACUAACUAUUUUAGAAAAUCAUGAAUCAAAGACUAUUGAAAUGUUAUUGAGUUGUGAUUCUGAAUCUUCGAAAAAACGUUGGAUUGAAGCAAUGUCCCCUCCUAUCAGCUCCAAUCCUGAAGAAACACUAUACAAUGAAUGGGACUGUCCACAAGUGUUUUCAGAACACCCGUACGUUGCUAUCCAACCAGAUGAACUGUCAUUACAAAAUGGUGACAUUGUAAAAGUUUUGACUAAAAUGAAUGAUGGAUGGUACCAUGGGGAGCGGAUUCGUGAUGGUGAGAAAGGUUGGUUCCCUGGUAAUUACACAUCAGAAAUAGCAUCACAACAUGCUAGAGCAAAAAAUCUUAAACAACGUUACCGUUUGUUAGCCAUGUCUGGAAGUUACCUGCAGUCUCGACAAGAUAAAAUUAAAAAAAAAAAAAUUAGUCAAAUUAUUGAAACUAAAUUAUUGUUAUAAAAAAAAAAUGUCUACAUUUUUUAAAUAAUAGGUACUCCCACUAACAAGUAAAUCAAUUAUUAUAAAACAGAUGUUUAUUGUUAAUGAUCUGUUCUGCUUUUGAUUUAAACUUGUAAUUAUAUACUAUUAGUAAUUAAUAUACAUAAAAAUGUAUUCCAAUAUAAAUAUAUAUAAAAGAAAAAGAAUAGAAAAAUUAAUUUAAACCUAGUAAGACAAAUAAUAUCAAAUGCCCGAAGAAAACAAAAAAUACAGAAAGAUACAUUAAUUUGACUAUUAAAUUAUGAUAUUAUGUUAUGUUUAAUUUACCGCUUAAUUUAUUUUAUUUUAUGUAAAACUAUUUAUCCUUUUUGUACUUACCUUGACAAGGUUAAAUACUUAACCUCGCUCAUUUAAUUUUAAUUAAAUACAUGUAAAUAAUUAUUGUUUAUGAUUUUAUUUUUAUUAUGCAUUAUUGUUACUGUUAUUUACAAUUAUUAUACUUUUUAUGGUUUUUACUUAAAAAUAAAGUACCUAUAGAAA
Messenger RNA from Metopolophium dirhodum (rose-grain aphid), 5382 nucleotides. RefSeq lists its product as uncharacterized. Gene Ontology annotation, molecular function: protein binding; guanyl-nucleotide exchange factor activity. The record is from RefSeq and is a predicted model, not a curated record. Gene Ontology annotation, biological process: activation of GTPase activity. The coding region runs from base 409 to 4863 and encodes 1484 amino acids. The transcript has 17 exons. Lineage: Eukaryota; Metazoa; Arthropoda; Insecta; Hemiptera; Aphididae.